CUCACACAGAUGGAACAAGGAGGGUUGGUUAUAAAUAUCUUUGGGAAGAUCUCCACUGUUUCUCGUUUCGUCCUCUGUCCUCGUCACCUUCUCAUAACACAUUGGAUGWGAAAGCCAGAGGUCCCACCCCUCUGACAUUCUUCUCCAUUCGGUUUUGAGAAGGAGACGAAGAGAGAGGAGACAGGACGCAACGAUUUGAAAUCGAAAUCUCCCUUUGUCUCACACAAGGGAAGAACAGACGACGAAUCAUCGAAUCUGAAUCGUCAGAUUUGUAAUCACAUUUUCGGGCGGGAUGAUUGAAAGUUUGUUUUCGUGGACCAGUGACCACUGUUGAAAAUCUGCAUAGUAUGUUUUAUGGCUACUUUUAUGAUACGAUCAGUAAAACAUUUGAGCAAUAAUAUAAUUUUGACCAUCGCUAAAGAAAAGAAAACUGAUAUGGAGCGACCAUCGAGGAAGACAAAGCUUGUAAAUUACUCAGAUUUCCAGGACUUGGAUGAUGAUGAUGAUUUUGCCUCUGUGAAAGCACCACCCAGCAAAAAAGCCAAGGAGAGUGUGAAAGAACCAGCACAGGAGAAAAGCAAGAAAUCUUCAAGCAAGACCUCCAGUCAAGAGACUGGCUCACAGCCCAUAGGCCACAAGRACAGGAAACCAUUGGAUGAGAAGCUGUAUGAUAGAGAUUUGGAAGCAGCUCUUACUCUGUCRUUGCUUAAAACCACCGAGAUAAAUGAGGAACACUGUUCUUAUAUUCCAGAAAGAUAUGUCAAGAAUCAACCGCAAAGAGAUGGUGAAAAUCUGGAUCCAUCAUUACGCCUUUCCAACUGCAGUGUGGACAUGAACCAUUUGGGCCUUGACCAGAUUACGAAUGAUCGGGGAUCCCCUUGCGCCCCCUCCAGACAGAGGAAGGCAGCCUCCAAGGCUACAGAGCAGGAAAGGAGCAUGCUGAAGGAUGGCGAUGAGGACUACAAUCCCAAAGGGACACCAGAUUCAGAGAGUGAUGCUGAUUUCAGUGAUCCAGCUGAAAGUGGUGAUGAUGAUGAGUUCACAGUAAAGAAACCAGAGAAAAACAAAAAAAAAACAAAAGUGAAGACAGCCAAGAAGGAGCAACCAAAAGCUAAACCUCAGGCGGCCUCAAAGGAAGAAAAGCAGCCUUCAAAACCACCAAAAACCAAACCACAUUUGACAGGGACUCGCAGUCUAAAAACUCCCACCUUAGGUACAAGUCCAACUGCCAAGCCUGCUUCCGUGCCCAAGAGGUCCCCUGCCGCUUCUCCUGUCUCCAGACCUGCAGUCUCAGGCAGACCUGCAGUCUCUGGCAGUCCAGCAGGGGGCAGAAUACCCAAGUGGAAUCCUCCAGGUCACGUUGGAAGAAGUCCCGGCUCAUCACAGAGUGCCCCAGUGAAGUCUCCAGGGCAGGGUCUAAGACUUGGACUAUCUCGCAUGGUGCGGRUCAAAUCCCUACACCCCAGUGUUGCUAGUCACUGACCCCACCUAUCUAUCAGAGAGGAGCUUUGUGCCUCUCUGCGUAAUUGACAGUUGACUUUCAGGAUUCCUUUUGUAAUCCUCUAGAUCUGUCUAUUUUAAAUAAGAGUCAUUCACAUUGUACUGUUAAUUAUUAUUAGUCUGGUGUCAUACAUGCUCUCCUUUUAUAACAGCUCAUCUUUUGGACCAUUUGACUUAACAAAGGUCAGUUCCCAACUUUUACUGUUAUUCGGCCUACAGCAAAGCCUUCAGAUUUCAAACCCUUUGUGUCUUUUAUUAUUUCAGAGAGGUUUUUGUCUUCUGUCUGUUUAGUUUUCACUCAAACAUGUAAAGAAAUGGUGCAAUGGCGCACUCUGCUGGAUGUAAUUAUCUUAAAAUGCAAAAUGAUCAUUGUUAAAGUGGCAAUCAGUAGUUGAWUCAAUAACAAAGCAGAGACCCUGCCCCUGUUUCGGUAAAAAGCUGAGGGAUGAGGCUGGAGAAAUGUAACCACUCUGAAAUUCAUAGAUAGAGCUGUGGAU
This is a messenger RNA of Salvelinus sp. IW2-2015, 1997 nucleotides long. RefSeq names its product RAD51-associated protein 1. Gene Ontology annotation, molecular function: single-stranded DNA binding; double-stranded DNA binding. Gene Ontology annotation, biological process: interstrand cross-link repair; double-strand break repair via homologous recombination. NCBI's taxonomy places the organism in Eukaryota, Metazoa, Chordata, Actinopteri, Salmoniformes, Salmonidae. The record is from RefSeq and is a predicted model, not a curated record.